Molecule: messenger RNA, 1017 nt
Organism: Aureobasidium melanogenum CBS 110374
Lineage: Eukaryota; Fungi; Ascomycota; Dothideomycetes; Dothideales; Saccotheciaceae
Product: 2-dehydropantoate 2-reductase
Exons: 1
Coding region: 1-1017 (338 amino acids)
Biological process (GO): pantothenate biosynthetic process
Cellular component (GO): cytoplasm
Molecular function (GO): 2-dehydropantoate 2-reductase activity
Source: RefSeq, a predicted model, not a curated record
AUGUCAAGUGCUCCAAUCGAAGUGCUCAUCUUCGGCGCAGGCGCCGUGGGAGCUUUCUAUGGCUCUAGACUCGCCCAAGCGCCAAACGUCAAGGUCUCGUGUGUGUGUCGCUCAAACUACAAGGCCGUCGCCAGCAAUGGCUUUGCAGUGAGCUCGCCGCAAUACGGUGACUAUAAAUGGAUGCCUACGCGUGUGUUUGCCAAUCCGAAGGAGGCUGAGCAGAGUGGUGUCAAGUGGGAGUAUAUCGUCGUCAGCACAAAGGCAUUGCCAGACGUUAGCGACGAUUCUGAAUCAUUGGAGGGACUGGUGCAUGAGGGAACAGCAGUCGUGCUAAUACAGAAUGGUUUGGGUGUCGAAGAGCCGUAUGCGAAACGCUUCUCUUCAGCAUGCAUCCUCAGUGCCGUCACAGUGGUCUCAGCAGCUCAAGAACGACACGGCGAGAUCAAGCAUAACCGCUGGACUCGCAUCAACAUCGGUCCUUACCUACCAAACCCAUCCGCCACCUCAACCCACGCCGAGCAGCAAAACGCAAAGUUCGCAAAACUGCUGCAACAAGGCGGUGUCAAAGAUGCAGAAGCCUACACACACGCAAAACUCCAACUCGUGCGUUGGCACAAACUCGCCAUCAAUGCCUCGAUGAAUCCUUCCAGCGUCCUCUCCAACGGCAGCACAAAUGCAGCAAUGGCAAAAGACCCAGAACUGUCUCGCCAUCUGCACGCAACCAUGCUCGAAAUCCUUCACACCGCGCCCAAGAUCAUUGGUCAAGAGUUCCCACCCGAGUUCGCAUCAGCCGACAAGCUACUCGCCAGCACCAGAAAGAAUACUUCGGGAAGCAGACCUAGCAUGUGGCUUGAUUGGGAGGCUGGCAAGAGAAUGGAGCUGGAAGUCAUACUCGGCAAUCCUAUACGCAUUGCCAGGGAGAAAGGCUUUGAGAUGCCGAGGCUACAGACCUUGUACGCGUUGUUGAAGAUGGCGCAGACCAACAGAGACGAGCAAGCUGCCAAGGCCAAGCUGUGA